Brassica rapa (field mustard) is the source of this 4402-nucleotide messenger RNA. RefSeq lists its product as uncharacterized. NCBI's taxonomy places the organism in Eukaryota, Viridiplantae, Streptophyta, Magnoliopsida, Brassicales, Brassicaceae. Gene Ontology annotation, biological process: negative regulation of transcription elongation by RNA polymerase II. The record is from RefSeq and is a predicted model, not a curated record. Gene Ontology annotation, molecular function: histone reader activity.
UAAUACCUAUAUGUAUUGUCCGUACGUAUCUACGAGUAUAGGUAUAGAUAGAAGCGUGUGUAUUUUUAUUUCUUUCGUACUGAUAUGUCCACGUCAGAUUCUCCUUGUACCUAGCUAGAGAGUCAGUGUGCGAGAGAGAGAAUCCGAAAUCGAAUCUGGAUUUAAAGAGGAACUAGGGUUCUUAUAGGGAGUUGGGAUAGCGAUAAUCGAGGAAAUGUUGGACUAAGAAGAAAUCAAUUUGGGAGAGACUACUUGCUCAUCAGUUUUUGUUGUGUAUGGCUGAUAGAAGAGAUGGGAAUCGUUACAUUGGUCUGACAGGUCGUUAUAAAUUGGAGUCUGGAACUUGUAAUGUCUGCUCUGCUCCUUGUUCGUCUUGUGUGCAUCGUAAUGCGGGUUCAGUGUCAGAAGAGUCUCCGGGUGAAAACUCCCAUGGUGUAGUGGCGAGCCAGUGUUCUUUCAACGAGGGAGAUCUAUUGCGUUCUUCUCGCCUUAAUCUUGUUCAUGAUACUUCCUCUGAGCAUUCUGAGAGUCAAGAAGUUGUAAGGUCUUCUAAUCAUCAAGUCAAGAAAAGUGUUUUAGUUGAAAGCUCUACGCACUCAGUAAUUGGGAUGGUUGGGGAAUCGGGAGAGAAUAUUGUCUUAAAUAAGGGAGAGGAACCAAACACAUUAGCUAUGUCUGACUGUGAGAGUGCUGAUUCUGAACCGCAGGAAGUUGAUGUGAAAAUUUGUGACACUUGUGGAGAUGCGGGCCGUGAGGAUUUGCUUGCUAUCUGCAGCAGAUGCAGUGAUGGUGCAGAACACACCUAUUGCAUGCGAGUAAUGCUUAAAAAAGUUCCAGCGGGUGAUUGGCUUUGUGAAGAAUGCAAGUUUGCUGAGCAAGCAGAAAAGCAGAAGCGAGACAAAGAAUCUAAGAGAAAGCAAGAAAGUGAGGCAAAUUUGAAUACACAGAGCUCCAGCAAAAGGCCCAUAGAUAGACCUGAGGCAGCUCCAGAUGCUAAAAGACAAGCAUUUGAGGCUCCAACAGGUUCACCAAAAAAACCUGUUCUCCCCAGGUUGCCCACUUUUUCCCGGGAAACAUCAUUUAAGCGCUUAGAGAAGACAACGAGAAAGCUAGCUCAUCACUCAUCUUUCAAUAGCCACUCCAGUGAUGACACAGAAAGCACACGAUCCACUGACUCACAGGUCCAAUCUCCUAAAGCUUGUGCAGGCUCCCUUUUUAAGUCCAAGUCGUUUAAUUCUUCGAGCUCUAGACCAAAAGUGAGACCAGUGGAUGAUGUUAUGCCUAAGGAGGGGCUUUCUAGAAAAUUAGGUAGAUCAAUGUCAACUAGAUGUAUAGACGUAGGGAGCUCUGGUUGCAAUGACUCAAGAGUACAAGGUUCAAAGCAACUGAAAGAUCGGAGUACAGAAGCAUCCGGAGUCGAUCAGAAGCUAAUCUCACGUGGCAAUUCGUCCAGUUCCUAUGCAAAUAGUGCACGUGAUUUGAAGAGUUUGCAGUCUGAUGGUAAAGAAGGUAGCUUGACAAAGAAAGCCAGACAUCUAAGUCGAAACCGCCUGGAAGAUAUAGUUGCUUCUGUGGGGGAUACACAUACGAAUGAAAAUAGCAAAGACGCUGUUGGUAGUCGCCGAAGGUCAUCUUUAAAAGACCUGUCAUCUCAAAAAAUUCAGACAGCCGAACCUGCUGAGACUUCAUGUUCCUCUGGAAGCAAUCUCUCUACCACGCGAAACAUUAGCGAGGAUGUUAAUAAAGGCAAUAGGUUGCGAGCAGCGGUCGAUGCUGCUCUCCGAAAAAAGCCUAGUUUCGGGAAGAACCGUGGUUUGGAGCAGUCUGAUUUGCCGUCAGUGUCUAAUGUGGAUUCUAGUUGCGAUAGGGCUCUUCAAAAUUUUCCCUCGAAGGUGCUGAGAGAUUGGCCUGUGGGAUUGCAAGGAGGGCAGGAGAUUGCAGUAAAUAGAAAACAGUCUACACUCGCUGGUGCUGAUGCAAUGGCUGCUCCUCAAUCUCUAGAGCCUGCAGUUCAUUUACAUUCGGUAAAGCCGGUCAUUAGAGAUUUGCCUGUGGGAUUGCAAAGAGGGCAUCCAAAUUUAAAUACCGACAAGCAGACGAUUGUAGUAAAUAGAAAACAGUCUACACUGGCUGGUACUGAUGCAAUUGCUGCUCCUCAAUCUGUAGAGCCUGUAGUUCAUUUACAUUCUGUAAAGCCGGUCAUGAGAGAUCUGCCGGUGGGAUUGCAAGGAGGGCAUCCAAAUUUACUGACAGACAAGCAGGCGAUUGCAGUAAAUAGAAAACAGUCUACACUCACUGGUGCUGAUGCAAUGGCUGCUCCUCAAUCUGUUGAGCCUGCAGUUCAUUUACAUUCUGUAAAGCCGGUCAUUAGAGAUUUUCCUGUGGGUUUGCAAAGAGGGCAUCCAAAUUUACAGACAGACAAGCAGACGAUUGCAGUAAAUAGAAAGCAGUUUCCACUCGCUAGUGCUGAUGCAAUGGCUGCUUCUCAAUCUGUAGAGCCUACGGUUCAUUUUCAUUCUGUAAAGCCUGUCAUGAGUGAUUUGCCUGGGGUUGACCCAUCUGUUCUGUCGACAACCUCAGCCAUCCCAGAGCCUGAAUACAUUUGGCAAGGGGAGAUGGAGGUGCGGAAAAGCAGAAAUCUAUCGGCAAUGCAUUGUGGAAUGCAAGCGUAUCUAUCAACAUUAGCAUCACCUAAGGUUGCUGAAGUGGUGAACCAGUUUCCAGUAAAAGUGACCUUGAAUGAAGUACCCAGGCUAAGUACAUGGCCUUCGCAGUUUCAAGAUAUAGGUGCUAAGGAAGGCCAUGUGGCUCUUUUCUUCUUUGCCAAGGACAUCGUGAGUUAUGAGAGAAGUUACAAGCCCCUAGUAGAUAACAUGAUCCAGAAAGAUUUAGCUCUAAAAGGAAGCCUCGAGGGUGUUGAGCUUUUGAUUUUUGCCUCCAAUCAGCUUCCUCGGAACUGUCAGCGUUGGAACAUGUUCUUUUUCCUUUGGGGUGUAUUUCGAGGAAAAAACAAGAAAUGUUCUGAUCCACUCAAGAACAAACCUCUUCCGGCGUCUAAUGUUUUGCCAAAUAUGGGGAGAGUGUUUUCUACACGUGAGGGCUUUUACAAUGAAAAUCCAAGCAACAGAGAGUCCUUGCAAUCGUGCAUGAAGGUUGGUUAUUCUAGUCCUCUAAUUCACACCUGCCAUCUGUCUCUCGUUCUCUAUCACACCUCUAGUUAUACGGAGGAGAAUGCUAAAGAGGGUGAAGCGGGCGGUGGAGAUAGUGGAGCGGUGGAAGAAACUGAGGAAGGAGAGAUAGGUUCUUGCCCACAGUUGAAGGAUGAGAAGAUUUCAGGGCCUAGGAGAGUAAAUUCAUCUGACGUGAACCAUAAUGUGGACAUGGAUGAUCUGAAUAGUGAAGGGUUGUGUGAAGGACCAGCGAAUAAAAAGCUGAAGACAGGCACAGGAGUAGAAACCGAAUGUAACAUAUUUAGGAGGGAUACAUCUGGUCCCCGUCCCCGUGAGGAGGAAAAUGUGAUCAAGAAGAACCCAGUUGCAACGGAAAGGAUCGUGUUCCCUUUGGAUUUGAAUGAUGGAAAGGAAGAGGAUACUGUAAUGGUAGACAAUAAUCCAAGAGCACUAGGCGAUGACAAGAACAAACAAAGACCACUCGGUAUGGUCCCAAAUCUUGAGCUGGCUCUAGGAGAGGAUGAAACUACUACAACCACAGGAGUCCUUUUGCCCUUCAUGGCUGGACCUAGCGCCAGUGAAAAACAUAGAAGUAGCAAUAGCCAGAAGGCAGAAGAAGAGAAUGCAGCUUCUCUCUCACUAUCCUUGUCCUUCUCAUCCUUGGAGAAGGAACAACAACAACAACAAAGACAACAGCAGAAUCAGAGACGAGUAUCUGGAUGGGAACAAAAGAAGCAGAAUGUGAAUACUCCUAUGUUUCUCUUCAGAGACUUCCCUGACAAAUCCUCAUAGGGUUCUUACUUGUUAGGGGAUGACGAUAUCAGCAAGAGAGUAUAUGCAGUAGCUUUGGAUUAUCUGUUCAUAUAAAAAAAAAACAGGAAACUUAUAUUUUAGUUUGGCUUUUGGUUUCCUGAAGAAGACUUGACCAAACCAGGACUCGCAGCAGCUUUGUACAAUGAAGGCGAUGGGCAAAAGACAGAUGAGAAGAUGUCGGUUUUGUAAACUGAUCUGCUUAAACCUAAAGUGUGUGUUUAUAUAUGUUUUUAGCUUCUCUGUUUUACUCAUGUUCGUUAUAGAUAUAGCAAAUAAGCGAGUAGCUGACAAGUUUAUUCAUACAUUCAUAGUCUUCAGAAUCUGAUGCCUAAGUGGAAUCACUUGCAAGUACAGAAGAAAGGGUAAUCAGAAAUGAUGUUUAAAUAGAUCAAGUGAAAUCAGAAAUGAUGUUUAAAUGA